Molecule: messenger RNA, 471 nt
Organism: Ilex paraguariensis (yerba mate)
Lineage: Eukaryota; Viridiplantae; Streptophyta; Magnoliopsida; Aquifoliales; Aquifoliaceae
Source: the annotation of a GenBank genome assembly
ACCCCUGGUCUCAAGUCUCUAUUCCUAGAAGGAGCAUCUAAGAUAACAGCAAAAGGGUUUGCAGAGGCAAUCCGUAGUUGGAAGUACCUUGAUGUUAUACACCUUGGUGAAUUUGAUGACCAGCACUACACUCAAAUUAUUGAAGAGAUAGGAAUAAAUUGCAAAGGACUUGAAGAACUUCACAUAUCCAAGGUAACUCUUAGCGAGGAUAUUGCACAUGUGCUAGCUAAAAGUUUGCAGAACGUGAAGAAACUGAGGUUUGAAGCUGCUUGGCUAUUCCUUAGUGCAUUAAAGACUGUCCAGGAAAGAUGCCUUCAGCUGGAAGAGAUGCACAUCAGUAAGUGCACCUAUCCCUGUAGGCUACGCCCAGAUUUUACAAUUUGGUUGGGGCCUAUUAGUUUUAGUUUAAUAAGGAAUGUAGGGAUUGGCGACCAGCGGUGCUGGACUAUGGAAAAAUUUACCGACUUUUAG